Aureobasidium melanogenum CBS 110374 is the source of this 477-nucleotide messenger RNA. RefSeq lists its product as uncharacterized. The transcript has 3 exons. The record is from RefSeq and is a predicted model, not a curated record. Bases 1 to 477 code for a protein of 158 amino acids. Lineage: Eukaryota; Fungi; Ascomycota; Dothideomycetes; Dothideales; Saccotheciaceae.
AUGGUCUCCACCAAGUCUACUGGCAUCUCGGUUGUGGCCCUCAUUGGUCUCAUUCAGGUUCAUGUGCCCAGCCCCAUUCGCCGCCAUUGGUCCUAUCGUUGGGGUGCAGUCACGGGUGCUGUCUCGGGAGCUGUGAACGCUGCUGUCAACCGUAGAGAGGUUGCAGCUGCCUUCAUGGGUAAGCGUGACUUGCCUCCCGGUAUCUCACAGGAAAGCAUCGACCAGUGUGUCGAUCAAAUCAAUGGACAAUUCAACGAUGCUGGCAUUACCGUCAGCGUUUACCGCACCAACGAUAAUGCGGCACAGGCUGACAACGUGCCUCCGGCUUGUAUGAACCUUGCCACAGUCCUUACGGGUGACCCAGCCCAGACUGGUGGACCCCUACCUGUCGUUCUUGGGACUUCGAGUCUCCAGUACCAGAACCUGAACGAAGAACAGUUCCAGGAGCUCCAGAGUGCCCUCGACGGAUCAGCCUAA